Messenger RNA from Acytostelium subglobosum LB1, 765 nucleotides. RefSeq lists its product as hypothetical. Bases 1 to 765 code for a protein of 254 amino acids. The record is from RefSeq and is a predicted model, not a curated record. NCBI's taxonomy places the organism in Eukaryota, Evosea, Eumycetozoa, Acytosteliales, Acytosteliaceae. The transcript has a single exon.
AUGUCACCCCAAAAUAUUACCAACGAUCAAUCUACAACCUCAACAACAACUCAGAGUGAGUUGAAUGAGGGAAAGCCAUAUCUGUUCUAUGGAUGUGCUACAACAAACCCAUGGAAGAUCAAGAUUAUGUUUGACGAGUUGGGAAUUGACUACAAGUACGAGGAGAUCGAUAUCUUCAAUGAUGCCAGCCCAAAGAAGAUCGAGUUCAAGAAGACCUUCCCCAAUGGAAAGGUGCCCGCCAUCAUUGAUUACACAGUCAGUCCACCAUUGCCAAUAUUCGAGUCCGGUGCCAUCCUGCUCUACCUAGCCGGCAAGCACGGCAAGUUCCUGCCAGACAUCAAGACCAACCCAAGAGAGCAUGCCGAUGUCCUCCAAUGGCUCGCAUGGCAGAUCUCCGGCCUAGGUCCAAUGAAUGGCCAGUACACCUACUUCUCCUGUUUCGCACCAGAGGCCGUGCCCGCCGCUGAGGAGCGUUACUACAAAGAGACCGACAGACUGUACACAUUGCUCGAUCAACAACUUGCCGAUAAGGAGUGGAUUGCCGCUGGACAAUUCUCUAUUGCCGAUAUGGCCGUCUAUGCCUGGGCUGUAUACAUUCGUGAGGGAUUCCUUCCACAUCACGAGAAGUAUCCAAAUGUUAUGUCAUGGUUGGAUCGCAUGAACAAGAGACCAUCUAUUGCCAAGCAACUCGCAACCAUUCUUGAGCCACUUGCCGGAGAGAUUGAGCAUCUGAAGCAUGCUGGUACCUAUCGUAUCAAGUUCUAA